Haemonchus placei is the source of this 123-nucleotide messenger RNA. Lineage: Eukaryota; Metazoa; Nematoda; Chromadorea; Rhabditida; Trichostrongylidae. The record is from the annotation of a GenBank genome assembly.
AUGAUCGGCCGGACAAGGUGCGAACCGGUCCGUUGGUGUUCGAGGAUCGCAUUACGGAGCCAUCGGGAUCCACUGACCCUCAGGAAGUGCUUACCGUAUAUAACAAUCCGUAUGCCUCGUUAA